Molecule: messenger RNA, 648 nt
Organism: Rhizophagus irregularis DAOM 181602=DAOM 197198
Lineage: Eukaryota; Fungi; Glomeromycota; Glomeromycetes; Glomerales; Glomeraceae
Source: RefSeq, a predicted model, not a curated record
AUGAGCUCUAAAAGACUACGAAGAGGUAAGAGAUCAAAAACAUGGGACGAAUCGACUUAUGACCCAUCAAAUCAAGAAGAAGAUGAGGAUGAAGAUAUGGAAGAUGAAUAUGAAAGAGAAUUUGAAGAGGAUGAAGAAUUAGAAGAAGAUGAAGAAGAUGAAGAUGUUGAAAUGACGGUACCCGAAGUUGAAAUUGAAGAAACCGAAGAAGAAGUGGAAAUUGAUGACUUUUCAAGGCAUAGACAUGGUCUAAUAGAAACUUAUGAAGUUGAUUCCAUAAUUCAAAAAAAAUUUGAAAAUGGUCGUGAAAUGUUUCUAGUUCAAUGGAAAGGUUAUACCAAACCUACAUGGGAACCGCGUGAAAAUCUUGAUAAUUGUACUGAAGCGUUAGAUAGUUUUUUUAGUUUAAUUAAAGAUGCUGAUUUUGAUUCGAAAUCAGAGUCCGACUUAAAGCAUGAAAAAUGGAGGUCAUCUAUUAAAGAAGCUUACGAAACAAGUAAAAAAUUUGAUUAUGAGAUUUAUGAAAAAUAUAUUCUUAGAAGAGGUCUCAUUGAAGUUGGAGAGGGUUAUAAGAUUGAAAGUGUUCCAUUUGCUAAUAUUGCAAGUAGUGCAAGUAGACAGAAUAGUAUUUCUUCUUUGAAAGGUUAA